AUGCUACGGGACCAAUUCGUGCGCGGACUCAACGACGUCGCGAUGCAGACUCGCCUGCUGGAAACGGCCGAGUUGGACUUUGAGACCGCGAGGAACACUGUAAUCGCCAUGGAGGCUGCCAAGAAAGAUUCCCGUGCAUUACGUUCUCAGCUGGCUCAAGCGACACCUGUGCAGGCCGGGGAGUCUGCGAAUGUUGUCAAAACUAAGCCCACCAAACAGCAGGCAAGUGGUUCUUGCUUCCGCUGUGGGGGUAAUCAUCUGGCACACAAAUGUCAUCACGUAGGCAGCGUCUGUUUCAAGUGUGAGCAGAGAGGGCGUUUGGCACGGGUAUGCCGAUCCAAUGCAUGUCAAACGGAAAAGGCGGGACCCAGGAGUGAAUCGAGACCUGUCCACAACGUGGAUGACGAGCUGGCAGCGCCGGAAUCCAAAUCAGGAACGCAGGAGGCGUACGACCUUUGGGCGCUUCAAGCGGCCGGUCCAGAGCCAAUGAGAGUCGAAGUUGCCGUCAACGGAGUGACAUUGAACAUGGAGUUGGAUACCGGUGCCAGCGUGUCAACCAUUAGCGAAAGGAAGUUUACGGAGCUGUUUCCUUCGGCGACGCUGGAGCCAUCGGACGUCCAUCUUCGAGUGCUGUGCGGUGACGUUGAAUUAAAUCCCGGCCCUCUUUCUGCCGCGCAAGAAAAUCAGCUAGUUGAAGCAAUGCAACUAAUUCCUAGUAUGCACGAAGGACAAAAGACUGUAAUAAACGAACUGAAAGCCAUCAAAGAUUUGCAAACCACAUUCGAAAGAAAACUGGAGGGCUUAUUUUCUCGUAUAGCCAUAAUUGAGAGCGAUGUGGCUGCAAUUAAACCACUGAGGGGAGAAUUUGAAGAACUUAAAGCGUCAAAUCGGGAACUUGAUACGCAGCUUAGAACAACAGCUUUACGUCAAGAAGAACUGGAAAAUCAAUCUCGGAGAAACAACCUGCUCAUCUACGGUUUGCCCGACGUGGCGGCUGAAACCUGGGAAGCUUCAGAGGCUAAGGCUUUAUCUUUUUUCGCCGAUAAGCUCGAUAUACACCUUGAAGCUACUAGCAUUGAACGAGCGCACAGGAUUGGCCGCUUUGCUGCUGAUAAAAACCGCCCUUUGAUUUCGAAGUUCCUGUCAUUUAAAGACAAGCAAAGGGUUCUUUCCAAGGCCUUCAAACUAAAACGAAGUGGCUUUUCUAUAAGCGACGAUUUUUCCCCUGCAGUACAGUUUGCAAGACGCAGACUUCUAGAUUACGCCAGUGAGCAGAACGCGCAAUUUAAAUUGCGAUACAACAAGUUAACUAUAGGCAACAAAACGUAUAUGUACGAUCCAAAUAAUGACACUGUGUUCGAAAGUGCCCGGUAACCACCAAAGCAUACAAGCGGAAAUGGAGAACUUAGCUUUCAAAAACUAGUCUUCAUAACUGUCAACUGCAGAAGUGUUAAAAACAAAAAAGACGAACUUGCCUUUCUUCUGAAUUCAACACAGGCUGAUGUGGUUAUUGGUACGGAGUCGUGGCUUGAUGGUUCUAUAGACAGUUCUGAAAUAUUUCCAGCUAACUAUGAGGUCUACCGCAAAGAUAGAAAUCUAAGGGGCGGGGGUGUGUUCUUACUUGUGUCUACAGACCUACC
Molecule: messenger RNA, 1640 nt
Organism: Ixodes scapularis (black-legged tick)
Lineage: Eukaryota; Metazoa; Arthropoda; Arachnida; Ixodida; Ixodidae
Exons: 2
Coding region: 1-1374 (457 amino acids)
Source: RefSeq, a predicted model, not a curated record